Molecule: messenger RNA, 4639 nt
Organism: Trichobilharzia regenti
Lineage: Eukaryota; Metazoa; Platyhelminthes; Trematoda; Strigeidida; Schistosomatidae
Source: the annotation of a GenBank genome assembly
CAAAUAUGGAAAUAAUUUGCCAGAAAGAACUGAAAACUUCGUGACACUGACACAUUUUCCUGUUUCAGUGUACUAAUAGUUCUUGGUACAUACAAUAUUGGACGGAAUAUUUUCUGACGUAAUCAGUAGUCACAAGAAGAAUGUGGCCGCUUGGGCCUCAGGCAGUAAUCCAAUAGCCUUAUAGCUUAGUGCUGUUAUUAUUCAACAUGAUUUCAUUACUUCCUUCUUUUCAAUCUACUAGGAAUCCAGAAAACUUAUCUUUUACACAUUUACUACAAAGCGUUUUUCAGUUGGUUGCAAAGAGAUGGAUUCUUAUUACUUUUUAUUUCUACUUUACAUUGAUCAAUUUUCAAAGUUUUAAAUGGUGAAGUAUUGAGAUAAGCUUAAAGCUCUAAUUAUUAUAGUGUGUGAAUAAUAAUAUUUUUACUAAUGGAAAUCAUACUGCUUAAAUUAAGAAAUGCGGAUGCCAAAAGUGAACACAAAAAUGUAGCAUUGAUGUUAUUUAUUUAUUGAUUACAAGUAGUGGUUAGUUAUUCAAAUAAAUGUUAUUCUUGCUGGAUCUUGUAGCGUUAUGAUUGUUGAUGAGAAAUAAAAUAACGCCUUGGUUUAUUAAGAGUCAAUGCAUUUAAGGGUGAAUCCUUUUAAGAUAUAAUGCUCUACUCAGAAGUAAAGUUUGUGUGAUUCUGGUUGGUUUUAAAGCAGAUUUCAUUACACAACCAAAACGUUUAUAAAAGGAUUAAGAAAGGGGAAGGGCUGGAAAUUGUUAGGGUCCUAAAUCGGGACGUUUUGGCACAGCCCAUAUGUGAUUACUUCCGGAAACGAACCCACGAUCUUUAGCAACGAGGUAUGAGCAUUCGCCAUCCAUUAACUUGGUUGUAAUUUAGUGCCCCUUAUAUUCUUAAUUCAGUGAAUUUACAACAUAUGUAUAUCACUUUCUGAUAUUAUUGGUAAGUGACAUCUAGCUUCCAGACGAAUUUCUUAGAUUUGCAUCAGGCAGAGAGUAACACGUCAAGUAUUAAGAUAUACACUAAUUAAUGAAAUCGGAUGACGGUUUAGAUAUGCUCUGAAUUAACAGAAGUUAGAAUUCAUAUGCUGUCACAUCCCGGCUGAGUGAAUGAUUAGAUCGUUUUGUAAUCUGAAAAUGGUGGGUUUUAUCUAUUCUAAGAUCAGAAAUGGGAUACUUUGAAGAGUCCUAAUUUAGGACGAAUCAGCUAUCUACUUUCCUAUGAUAUUCAAUGGUUCUCUGAAUGAUGUCUUUUAGUGUCUAAAUCAACCUUUGGAUUGAUCUCUUAUUUCAUAGUCCUUAUUCAAAUGGAUUCCGUUUAUGGGAUGAAAUGCUACAACUACGCUUUUUAUAUUGAAAUUCUGAGUUAAAUGUUUCUUUUUCACAAACACAAAAUGAGGCCAUUCGUUACUUCCUGUGACAUGAGGUGAAGGUUUCAAUUCAGCCCCUCAGCUUCAUGCUUACAACCUAGAAGAUCAUCAUCAACACAAUUAUCACAAACGUCAAUAUUCUCCUCAACAAUGGCCACAGAUCCACAAACAACUUUGGAAAUCGUAGACAAGACUAAAAGCGAUACAGUAAAAGAAGACGACACCUUAUCGGAAUUCUCAAAAGCCAGUAAUACUGAAGUGUUAUUUAAGGAUAAUCUACCAUCUUCACUGUCACAAAAUUCAAUUGAUACUCAAGCAAUAAAUGAGUACGAUAGUCAAACAUAUAAACCACAAGAAACUGAGACACCGACCGAAAAUGCAUCACCAUUCGAUACAAAGGGCAAAUCAAGCACCAACUCAACUACAAAUCGUCCAGAACCAAUAAAGAAAAUUAUACGAUCAUCAAUUACAGAGACGGAAGAGGUCAAAGAAAAGUCCUUCAAGUCUUAUUUUGAUGCGUCAUCUUCUGGAUUCACUCAGACACCUGAAGAAAUUUCCGAUUUAACCAAGACUCGAAUACCACAUGCUAAAUAUCCAAGCUACUCAUCCUCGACAAGUUCUUAUCAAUAUCAUCAUCAUGUUGAAAAUGUGUCUAAAAAACCUGAAGACCAUAUGAAUAAUGGUAACGUAACAUCACACAAGGUUAUUUCGUCUGUAACAAAAGUAACACCGGAGACCUCGACAAUACAUAUGAAUGAUUGUGAGAGUAUUUCCAGACCACAAAUAAGUGUUCCCAUCAAAGUUCGACGUGCACCUCAGGAUGUUCGAGUUGUACAUUCUUCAAACUCUAGUUCUUUGACAAGGUUAGAUGAAUUCAAACGAAACUGUGAAAGAGCAGCAAAGGAAUGGGAAAAUAUAAUCAGCUCAAAAGAUAGUAAUAAAUUAUCCGAAGAAGUAAUGCUGCAAAGGAUAGCUGAGUUAGAAUCAAAUGUAAAAGAAGCUGAAAAUUUACUGAAGUUAUUCUCAGCCGAAAUUAGAGAAGUACGUGCAACAGCUGAUUAUUGGUCUAAGAAAACUACAAAUCUGGAACGAUCAUAUCAUAAUCUUCAUGGCAAAGUGAAAGACUAUAGAGCAAACGCUAAACAAAGUGAACAGGAGUAUAUAAGAGCUAUGGAAGAACGUGAAUACAUCUUACAGAGUCUUCGGGAAGCAGAAGUACGAGAACAAAACUUGUCAAAUUUACUUCAACGCGUUGAAGAAGAGUACAGCACAUUAUCAAGAGAUAUAAGGAUUCUGGAACGGUCUCAUGCUAAAAAAGAUCGUCAGCUUCAAAAUCUGUUACUGGAAAAGAAUGAAUUAUCUCGAAAAAUUAAACAUUUGGAAUCACAUUUGCAUAAACUGAAAAAUCGAUCUGAAUACACUUAUCGUCGAAAAAACCCUGGUCAAACUGAUGAAUCAGUCGGUCGGUACCACAGUCAAGUAGGAGAUGAUUCAGAGUAUGUUCUCAGUGAUUUUGGCUCGCUAGAUCGACACCCAAAAGCUUACACCACCAUCACAGCAACAGAAGAAAGACGAAUAAACAACUUGAACACUAAUAGUCUAGAUGAUUCUGAUAAUUAUAUACCACAAAAAUCAGAAAUAUUUAAACCAGGAGGAUCUGCAGAUAUCAUGGAUACCAGAAAGCAGCAUUUUAGUUUUAACCGACUUAUGUCAGACUCUUAUAUAGUCCCAAAAACAAAUGAGAGCACUAUCAGCAUUACGCGUGACACUAAAAAUGAGGGUUUGCUUGAAGGCAACAGUAUUGAGUUUUCACCAGUAAGGCAUCAGCAAAACGAAGAUCAUUUAUUGAGUCAGCAGCAGCAACAGUCAAAUGAAAAGAUUGCAGAUAAUCUCUCUGACACAUUGAUGGACAUGAAUAAUUCAGUAAGACAUGACGAAACGGAAAUAGAGAAUCAGCAGCGUGAUUUCACAGAUACUGCUCACCGAAAGUGGAGUAAUGCAUCAGACUAUCAAUAUCACUCUAACCAUCAGCAACUACAAGCUAAGGGAGUCAAAAAAGAUGUCCUUUCUGCUGAAGAUGACUCAAUGAAACAUAGAUCCCAAGUACAAGUUGUUAUUGGACCGUCUACGUCGAAUGAGAAAAGACAAAAAACUGUACGAGCCAGUAACAUACAUAAGAAAUAUGCUUACAAGAAAGUUCACGACCAGCCAGUAUUGCCAUCUGUGUUCAGUGGUCAUGGUCUUCGAGUCAAUAGACAUCGCCCAGCCUCAGUUUCUGGUUAUUUAGACGAAUACGGUCUGAACAGACCAUAUGACUUGUAUCCUGCCUCGUCUUCAGCCAGACCAAGCACAAGCUUUGGACAGUUUUAUAAUACUAGACGUUUUAAAUCAUUGGACAGAGACUGUUACACUUCAUGUCAAAAUUUAAGCUCAAAACCCUACUCAACAAUGAAAGUGAUUCGUCCGUCAAAUCGACAGGCUGUUAUGUCACAUUCCCUUUUCGACCGUCGUUUUAGAGAUGGGCAGCAUUCAAAUUACUUACGACACAGUAAUCGUGGUGAUAGCGAAUUUGAACGACCACGCAUGCCUCAGUCAUAUUCGACGCAUCAUUUAAAAAUUCCAGAGAAGAAAUGUUUGGAGAGUAGUUUAGAUCAAAUCAACUAUGAAGUAGAUCGUCUGCGUGAUUGCAUAAAAUUAUUGUCGCCAUAAUAAACAAAGUGGAAUAAUUACAUUUCCAUCAUUUACAUGUGAAAGAAUAAUUUUGGUUGUUUAUUGUUUAACUUUAUACGUGACAAAUAAAUUCCUAGUCUUUAUAAUUGAAUGAAAAACACUUGACAUUUUCUGCACUAAGUCAUUUAACUUUGUUACCUUCCAAUAGCUAAACAGUUUCAUUAGAAUAAAAAUCAUUUGGCUCCCUUUUAAAAAAAUAAUUUCAUACCUUUCGCAGCUACAGCUCAUUUUACAAGAAUAAAAUGAGAUAUCUUAGACAAAAGCUUUUUCAUUAAACACUAAGAAAAAUAAAUGUAAAGUUGUACACUUUACACUAGUGUAUGCACAAAUUCAUAUAUAUGCCUACAUAUCAAGGGAAAUACUCUCUUAUUUUGUUAUGAUCUACUUCGUUUACGAAUCAAAUAUGGUUUUGAUUAUUGUCAACUACUGUAUUUAAAAAAACGUUUCAUUCAAUCAGCCUAAACCUUAACUCUACAAUAUUUUGUUGCUUUUAAUUUCUAUUCUUACUUCGAAAAUAUAAGCUUUGAUGAAAGUU